GUCAGUUAAUGGGCAAUACAGCUUGUGGGAAAUGGUGAAGUAGUAUCUGAAGUCCAGGAGAAGAAGAGCAGAAAGAAGCCCAAAAAAUAUCAAUUACAAUACCAGAGAACAGCAAAAAGAGAGCAAAGCAGAGAAAAAAGAAAGCCGAGAAAAAUUAAGAAGAAAGUUGAGAAGAAAACCAAAAAAAAAGCCAAAGGUUCUAAAAAAAAUUUACCAGCAGAGAUAUUAGAUCAAAAGGAAUUUUAUGACCAGUUCUCGGACUCUGACUGUGAAAAUUCUGACUAUGGCGACAUGCAUACCAAGCCAAGCUUGAUGAGGAAAGGGUAUUGCAAGCAAAUGUUUAAGAAUUUUGUCUAUGAUUGGAUCAAAGAAAAUCUAGAGUCUGAAAAAGCACUCGCCAAAUUCAUUAGACUUGGGCCUUUCAAAGUGAAAACAAGGGAUGCUGGAGCUUCUGAUGAUACUUCUCCUUACAAAAUCCAGAAAAAAGUGGAAUAUGGUAAAAGCAGUAGCAAGGAGAACAACGGGGAAAAAAUGAAGUCUCUGUAUUUUGGAGAAUUCCUUGGGAACUGUAAACAAGGAAGAGGAGUAUAUUUGGAAAACAAACAAAAUCUUUACGAAGGAUUUUUUAUAAAUGACAAGCCUGAAGGCAAGGGCAGACUCAUAUAUAGUAACGGAGAUAUCUACCAAGGGGAGUUCGAGAACGGCAAAUUUUCUGGAUAUGGCAAACUAGUAACAAAGGCUGAUUUCUGCCAAGGAAAUUUCAAAGAUGGGAGACUCAAUGGCGUUGCCCUUGAGAUAAUGAAACAGUCCCCGAAGGAUAAGUACUUUGGUCAUUUCGUGAACGGCAAGAAACAUGGUGAAGGAGAAUUAAUCUUUGAGGACGGAGAUGUGUAUAAUGGAGAAUUUAAGAAUGAUAAGUUCCACGGAGAAGGAACAAUGAAAUAUGAUAAUGGUGAUGUGUACACAGGGCAUUAUGAAGAUUCAGUGAUGGAAGGUAGAGGAAAACUUACCUUAAAAACAGGAGAAGUCUAUGCUGGAUGCUUUGAAAAUGAUAUGUUUGAAGGUCAAGGAACAUUGACUAAGAAAGAUGGUAACUCAUAUGAAGGAAACUUCCACUUGGGAAAGAAGCAUGGUGAAGGAUACCAUAUUGACAGAAGAGGGAAAAGAACAAGAGUUAAAUACGAGAAUGGAAAGGAAGUUGAAUAA
Molecule: messenger RNA, 1206 nt
Organism: Moneuplotes crassus
Lineage: Eukaryota; Ciliophora; Spirotrichea; Euplotida; Euplotidae
Source: the annotation of a GenBank genome assembly